UCUGUUGCUGUCACAGCCACUUACUAGCUGAUACACUAAAGACAGUUUAAGGCCAGAUAAAAUUACAAAGCUGAACGUAUGCAUUACAUCAGGAAACGUGUUGUCAUUUGUUAUAUCCAAAAAAGCAACCUGAAGGACUACAUGCACAACUCCCAAGUUUAAAAGUAAAAAGUGUUCACUCACUUUCAAAGUAAUGCCAUCCACAAACAACAGAAACGUUUUCUGGUUUGGUCUGUACCUUUAACAAGUUUACCAAAUACAAUAGUAAAAGCCCUUCUCAACAGGAAGCUCUAAAUCGCGUGAUACAGAGCAUUCUGCAACUCCAAAAAUUUCACAAGUUCCUCUUCCUUCAAGCAGAAUCAUUUCCAGAGAGAUACAAGAAAUGGCAUCUUUCAACAACUUCCAGAAAAUGCUAAUGCUGGCAUUCAACUGGAUUCUGUACAGUGCUGGUGCAGCAGAUACAUGCCAAGUCACUGUAAGACAACCCAGAUAUCAGGAAGCUGAAUAUUCCACCCAAACAGUGUCCCUGCCGUGUGCUUUCUCUGCCUCUGGAUGCUCCCUGUCCAAGCCUCAAGUUCUAUGGUUUCGGUUUUUUACUAACAAGCAUGAGGAUUUGUGCACUCCUAAAUGCACAAAUGAUCAGAAGUUCAAAGUACAAAUAUCAGAAAAUAGCAUUGCACUUCAGAUCAAUGAUCUGACUGUAAAUGACAGUGCUGUUUAUUUUUGUGGAAUAGCAUUUUCAGAUUCAAGUUCAUCCCAUUCUAAGCGAACAGGAGAUGGAACCGUUCUAACAAAAAGAGAGAGGCAUAGCACUGAAGAAUUUAACUGCAUGAUCAUCAUCUCAACCUUACUACUUCUAUACUGCACUACUGUAUGCGCAAUCCUUAUAGUCUACAAGUUAAAACCAAAGCUGCUAAGUAAAAGUGGAAAUGAAGACCAGAGAACAGAGAACUGUAAAAUCACCAGCGGACGAAAAAUUUUUCAAGCAAUUGCCCAAGAACUUCAAAAGCAGAGGUACGCUGAGCACUCCCGACAGCCUGAUCAUCUGGAAGAUGACACUGUUUACCAGAACAGAUGAGUAUGUGCUGCAUUUCCAAUUCGUUGGGCAUUUUUAGUGUAACCAAAGAGGCAGAUGAAGAAGUUAAGCUUCUUCACAGACUUACUUUGCUUUAAAAAGAAAGGAGAAAACCUUACAGGGCAGUGAUCUUCAUAGUGUUUUCUAAACAGACAAUGUUCAAUGCACUUGAUUUUGAUGACCUAUGUUACACAUUAUUUCCCAUUCAGCAUGAAUUUACAUGUAUUUCUUGUAUGCAAAUUAAAACACUUGUGUAAGAUGUACAUUAAUCAACACCAUUAGAAAAUAAACUAAUUUCAUGGUGAAAUUCUGUUUUCAGUCAUG
Molecule: messenger RNA, 1399 nt
Organism: Cygnus olor (mute swan)
Lineage: Eukaryota; Metazoa; Chordata; Aves; Anseriformes; Anatidae
Gene: IGSF6
Product: immunoglobulin superfamily member 6
Exons: 6
Coding region: 383-1078 (231 amino acids)
Source: RefSeq, a predicted model, not a curated record